GCAAUAUCCUUCCUCUUCCAUAUCAGCCACGUUUCCCUCUCCACUUGUAUGCUUUUCCAAACCCUUUCUCCGUUGCCGUCGUCUUCAUCUGAUCAUGCGGAGCACCACUGCCGCCGUCAACGAAUCCGCCGCCGCUGAGACCGGUGGCGGUGGUCCAGGUGAGAUCAUGUUGUUUGGUGUCAGAGUGGUGGUGGAUUCGAUGAGGAAGAGCGUCAGUCUGAACAAUCUGUCGCAGUAUGAACAACCUCACGACGCUGCCGAUAUAAUCGCAAACGACAACAAGAACGACCUCGUUUCCGUCAAUAACAAAGACGAUGUUGCCGCUGGUUAUGCCUCUGCGGAUGAUGCUGUUCCCAACGCUCGGGGGAACCGCGAACGUGAGCGCAAGCGAGGUGUGCCUUGGACUGAGGAAGAACACAAGCUGUUUUUAAUUGGACUACAACAAGUAGGGAAGGGGGAUUGGAGAGGAAUCUCUAGGAACUUUGUUAAGACUCGCACCCCAACUCAGGUCGCUAGCCACGCUCAGAAGUACUUUCUUCGCCGGAGCAAUCUAAACCGCCGUCGCCGUAGAUCUAGUCUUUUCGAUAUCACGACGGACACUGUCACGGCUGCUCCAAUGGUUGAAGAGUCGGUGCAGCCUCAAGAAAUUCCCUCUCAAUCCCAUUCCUUUACGCCAUCAACCUUACCUGAAAUUUCUAAUAACAAUGUAAUCCCAAUAGUACAAACUUUGCCACUUUCGUUUGGGCCAACACCAUUAGCCACUCCAACCAAGAAUCUAAUGGGAAAGUGUGGUCCUAGAGAAAUAAACACAGAAAAUGAUGGAUCACUAAAGCUCGGUCUUGCGGAUUCGAUCUUUUCCUCUAAUCAAAUUCCAACCUCAACAAUGGAGUCGUCAUCGUCAUCAUCAACUUUAUCUCUUCGCCUUUCCUUAACAUCUGACCAGAUAGAUGCUUCAUCAAGACAUUCAACUUUCCAAUCCAUACCAAGUUUCAAUAAUGGUGAUGCCAUCAUAAGUGCAGCUUAAUGAAAAUUUACGGAUCUGAGAGGAAGAAGUUAUUAACAAUUAGAGAAAAAUGGGGCUUAGAGACGACGGAAGUUAUUAAAUGACUGAAUCUGAUCCUAAAAAAAUGGAUUGCUUCAUGUUUUUUGAUGGCAUCUAUGUAAUCUAGAUUCUUGAUGAUUUGCUGUUGCUGUCGGUAGAUGGUACUGACUGAAAAUAAUGACACACUAUUCUCUGUUAGAAAUGACUGUAUUUUGGUGGGUCUGGUCUAUUGUGGGUUUUGCUUUUAGUUUGAAGGAAAGAAUAUCCAAGUUGGAUAAAAUGGGUGGUGGUUGUUGCAAUAUUAUGAAAGAAGGGGGAAAAGGGGGCAAAAUUUCCCUUGUUUUUCUGUAUCUACCAUUAAUUUUUGUCAACCUUUGUGAAAGGAAUCACUAAUGUCUCUGUUGUGUGUCUGUGUCGCGUCGUUUUAAGUAUCUCUCUCUCUCUGAUAAUACGGUGUGGUAUUUGGGGCCUUCUAUUGUAUAUGUGGUUUGGAUUUUCUUCCUCUUAUCUUCCACAGCCUUUAUUGGAUGUGAACAUUUAUGUAAUAGAUUCAGUGUUCUUUCA
Messenger RNA from Benincasa hispida (wax gourd), 1606 nucleotides. Its product is annotated as transcription factor MYB1R1-like. The record is from RefSeq and is a predicted model, not a curated record. Gene Ontology annotation, molecular function: DNA binding. Gene Ontology annotation, biological process: response to ethylene; response to gibberellin. NCBI's taxonomy places the organism in Eukaryota, Viridiplantae, Streptophyta, Magnoliopsida, Cucurbitales, Cucurbitaceae.